Messenger RNA from Penicillium diatomitis, 960 nucleotides. RefSeq names its product endo alpha-1,4 polygalactosaminidase. The transcript has a single exon. The coding region runs from base 1 to 960 and encodes 319 amino acids. NCBI's taxonomy places the organism in Eukaryota, Fungi, Ascomycota, Eurotiomycetes, Eurotiales, Aspergillaceae. The record is from RefSeq and is a predicted model, not a curated record.
AUGGACAAGGCACCAGCCAAGACGGGUUGGGCCGCCUGGAGCGCAAAGAAAAAGGCCACGAUCAUCUCGAUCAUUGUGGUGAUCCUCGUCGCCUUGGGCGUUGGUCUGGGUGUCGGCUUGCAUCACGGGACCGGCGGCGAGGACGAAGGGAACGGCGGCAGUGGGAAUGGAGGCACUGGCACCGGUGGAAAUGGAACCACCACCGGCAACGGCACGGUGAAGUGGCAGCCCGCAGUGGGCGUGAAAUGGCAGAUUGUCCUGCUGGGUGCUCUCAACGAUACCUCCGUCGACGCUGACGUCUACGACAUCGAUUUAUUCGACAACAACAGGACCACCAUCUCCACGCUGCAUGAUCUCGGUCGCAAGGUGAUCUGUUACUUCUCUGCAGGGACGUACGAGGACUGGCGACCCGACGCGAAGCAAUUCGACAAGGCUGAUCUGGGCAACGCACUGUCGGAAUGGCGGGGCGAGAAAUGGCUCAACACCAAUUCCGACGGUGUGCGCAAGAUCAUGCAGACUCGUCUCGACAUGGCCGUGACCAAGGGUUGUGACGGAGUCGACCCAGACAACAUCGAUGCCUACGAUAACUCCAACGGUCUCAAGUUGACCGAAGACGAUGCCAUCAACUAUGUCAACUGGCUCGCCGGCCAGGCGCAUGGCCGGAACCUGUCGGUCGGUCUGAAGAAUGGCGGGAGCAUCAUUGACAAUGUCCUCCCCAACAUGCAAUGGUCUGUGAACGAGCAGUGUGCGCAGUACACAGAAUGCGACACGUAUGCGGCCUUUACGGACGCGAACAAGCCCGUCUUUCACAUCGAGUACCCCAAGGGUAACGACGAGAACAAUAACAAGGAUGUCACGACCGCGCAAAAGUCCACCGCUUGCAAUGCGGCCAGCGCCGGCAACUUUUCGACCGUCAUCAAGAACAUGGACUUGGACAGCUGGGUGGAGUACUGCUCAUGA